Messenger RNA from Nipponia nippon (crested ibis), 2127 nucleotides. Lineage: Eukaryota; Metazoa; Chordata; Aves; Pelecaniformes; Threskiornithidae. The record is from RefSeq and is a predicted model, not a curated record.
AUGCCGAUCCUGGUGGGCAGCAGCAUGUUCCGCCGCACCAAGAGUGCCGAUGGGCGCCGCUGGUCGCUGGCCUCGCUGCCCUCCUCUGGCUAUGGCACCAACACCCCCAGCUCCACCGUCUCGCGGUGCCCCCCCAGCCCCGGGCGCUCGCCCUCGUCCCACGACAACGAGAUCGUGAUGAUGAACCACGUCUACAAGGAGCGGUUCCCCAAGGCGACAGCGCAGAUGGAGGAGCGCCUGGAGGAGUUCGUGCGGGGCUGCGGCCCCGGGGGGACACCGCUGGCCGAUGGCGCCCUCAGCUUCAUCCAGCACCAGCUGGUCGAGCUGGCGCGUGACUGCCUGGCCAAGGCGCGGCACGGCCUCAUCACCGCCGGCUACUUCUAUGAGCUGCAGGAGAACAUGGAGCGGCUGCUGCAGGACGCCUAUGAGCGCUCGGAGUCGGAGGAGGUGGCCUUCAUCACCCAGUUGGUGAAGAAACUCCUCAUCAUCAUCUCCCGCCCUGCCCGGCUGCUUGAGUGCCUGGAGUUCGACCCGGCUGAGUUCUACCAGCUGCUGACGGCGGCAGAGGGCCAGGCCCGGGAGGGGCUGCUGAAGGCCGACAUCCCCCGCUACAUCAUCGGGCAGCUGGGGCUGGCGCGGGACCCCUUCCCCGACGUGGUGCAUCUGGAGGAGCCCGACAGCGGCGGGAGCAACACACCAGAGCCUGAGGAGGGGGCUGAGGGCCGCAGCGCCGUCCCCAGGGCCAAGAAACCGCCGGGCGAAGGCGACUUUGAGACCAUCAAACUCAUCAGCAAUGGCGCCUACGGGGCGGUGUACCUGGUGCGGCACACGGCCACGCGCCAGCGCUUCGCCAUGAAGAAGAUCAACAAGCAGAACCUGCUGCUGCGCAACCAGGUGGAGCAAGCGUUCGUGGAACGCGACAUCCUCACCUUCGCCGAGAACCCCUUCGUCGUCAGCAUGUUCUGCUCCUUCCAGACCCGCCGCCACCUCUGCAUGGUCAUGGAGUAUGUCGAAGGCGGGGACUGCGCAACGCUGCUGAAGCACAUCGGGGCGCUGCCGCUGGAGCUGGCCCGGCUCUACUUCGCCGAGACCGUCCUGGCCCUUGAGUACCUGCACAACUACGGGAUCGUCCACCGCGACCUCAAGCCCGACAACCUGCUGAUCACCUCGCUGGGCCACGUGAAGCUGACGGACUUCGGGCUCUCCAAGAUGGGGCUCAUGAGCCUCACCACCAACCUCUACGAGGGCCACAUGGAGAAGGACGCCCGCGAGUUCAGUGACAAGCAGGUGUGCGGCACCCCAGAGUACAUCGCGCCGGAGGUGAUCCUGCGGCAGGGCUACGGGAAGCCAGUGGACUGGUGGGCGAUGGGCAUCGUCCUCUACGAGUUCCUGGUGGGCUGCGUCCCCUUCUUCGGGGACACCCCCGAGGAGCUCUUCGGGCAGGUCAUCUCGGACGAGAUCCUGUGGCCGGAGGGGGACGAGGCGCUGCCCCCCGACGCCCAGCACCUCAUCUCCUGCCUCCUGCAGCCAGACCCCCUGCGGCGCCUCGGCUCCGGGGGGGCGCAGGAGGUGAAGGCUCAUGACUUCUUCGCGGCGCUGGACUGGACGGGGCUGCUGCGGCAGAAAGCUGAGUUUGUGCCGCACCUGGAGUCCGAGGAGGACACCAGCUACUUUGACAUCACGCGUGUGCAAACCCCCGUGCAAAGGCUGGGGUGCGAAGGGGUGCAAGGGGGUGCCGGUGUGCAGGUGUACAGCAGCCUGGAGCAGCUCUCGCAGCAGCAGGAGCCGAAGGCGGCCAAGGGGCGUCCGCGGGACGAGGGGAGACGCGACGGCUUCGCCCGCGACCGCGGCUGGCGCACGGCCUCGCCCGAGCUGGCGGCCCCCGAGAUGGUGUCGAUGCUGAAGCGCAACUCAUGCGGGAAGGCGCUGGCCAUCGCCCGGGAGGCGCGGGACAUGCUGGGGGGGAACGGGGUCUGCGACGAGUACCACGUCAUCCGGCACCUGAUGAACCUGGAGGCUGUCAACACCUACGAAGGCACCCACGACAUCCACGCGCUGAUCCUGGGCCGAGCCAUCACCGGCAUCCAGGCCUUCGCCCCCGGCAAGCCGCCGGCACCGCGGGACUAG